GAGGGACAGGUGGAGAAAAUAACAGAUAAAAGGGUACAGCCAAAAGGAGAGAGUCAGAGAAAAUAGCAGAAUUAACUUGGAUUGUCCACAAUCCUCUUUUUUUUUUUUUAGACCUUCUGUAAUUUGUCUGGGUUGUUUUGGGGAGUAGUUAACGCCAUGGGUGGGAAGAUUUCAGCCAGAGGUGAGGGGUGGCUUGAGCAGAAGUUGAGGUUUAUGUCUGGUCUGAAGCUGCUGGCUCUGCAUGCUGGUGUUUGAACCAAACUAUGGCCCAGUAAACAGACACCUGUAAGGAUUGACAGAGAAGCUCUGUGACAGAAAGGAAGACAGCUACACAGCCUAAGUGUCAGGCAAAAAGGCAGCAGACACCCGGAGCUGGCAGAGCCGGCGUUCUGCAUUUCAUUGUCAUUCCGCUCUGUUUUCAGAGGAGUUAAGAAGAGAAGAGAAGCAUUCCUGUGUUUGUGGCUCCUUCAGCAUCCAUCCAAGUCAGUGGCCCCCCCUCCUCACUGCCUAAUAUACAGCAAAGGAGGGUUGGUACUAAAAAGGAAAUCCAGGUUGGAAAGAGAGAGGGUGGGAGGCAGAGAGAGCGGGAGAGAGCAGGUGUCAGAAAUCCUCCCCUUCAUCUGCUUGUCAUUUACUUCUUUAUGCUCGUUCGUUUUUUGGCAAGGCGAUUGAUUUUCUGAUGCUGCCGUUACUUCUAUAAGCCCUCUGCAGUCCCUGGGUGAAAGCAAGACUGAGUAGAGCAGAACACGACCACAACAACAAACAAAAAGGGAAAAGGAAAAGAUGGAGCCCUUCUCAUUGACUGACUUUUCACCCCCUCCUUUUCCUAUUUGUCGAGAUGGCCUCUUGUUAUUUUUUCUCUAAGUAAAGGAAAAGAAGAAAAACACCCACCCAAUCAAUCCCUCAUUCUGUUUUGUACACAAGGACUGAACCUCCCUUUUCAUCGGCUGUUUCUCUACAUGGAUUAUUUUUUCCUCUGAGUUCUAAACACUGGAUUGCUCCAGAUUUCCUCCAUACGGCCUCCCCUCUAAUGACAAGGGCCAAUUCCUGUAAUUCCCCCUGCAGGCAUCCAUCCGCUUCACCCCUCGGCCGAGGUGCAGGAACUCUGUGGACCCGGAUCCCAGUGCCCUUGUUGACUCACCACCACAGCUAUAAUAUGGCACAGUCCCUCUGAUCCUGCCUGAUUUAUUCUGUGGUGGUACAGGCAGCCAGCAGACCGUUCUCCAUGAGAAGCAGUAGAAGAUGCCGGCUCUGCCAGCGCUGCUGCUGUCAAUACGCUUCCUCUCCUUCCUGCUAGUGACAAUGCCACCACUCUCCCUCACUCAGGCCCCUCUACUUUCCUCCGUACGCAUGGCUGCCAUUCUGGAUGACCAGUCAGUGUGUGGGCGUGGGGAGCGGCUGGCGCUGGCCUUGGCCAGGGAAAACAUCAACAGUGUGAUAGAGGGUCCGGUGCGAGCCCGAGUGGAAGUGGACAUAUAUGAGCUGCAAAAAGACUCCCAGUAUGACACUACUGACACUAUGUGCCAGAUUCUACCCAAAGGCGUCGUCUCUGUGAUCGGUCCAGCCUCCAGCCCCGCUUCCGGCUCUACUGUCAGUCACAUAUGUGGAGAGAAAGAGAUCCCUCAUGUUAAAAUUGGUCCAGAGGAAACUCCCCGCCUUCCAUACCUGCGCUUUGCCUCAGUUACUCUGUACCCCAGCAAUGAGGACCUGAGUCUGGCCAUAGGUUCCAUCUUACGUUCGUUCAGCUAUCCCUCUGCAAGCUUGGUCUGUGCAAAGGCUGAAUGCCUCCUGAGAUUGGAGGAACUAGUCCGCCGUUUUCUCAUCUCACGGGAGACACUGUCUGUCAGAAUGCUAGAUGACAACCUGGACCCCACUCCCCUCCUAAAGGAGAUCCGUGACGACAAAGUAGCCACCAUCAUCAUCGACGCCAAUGCUUCUGUCUCUUAUCUCAUCCUCAAGAAGGCCUCAGAGCUGGGGAUGACAUCAGCAUUUUAUAAGUACAUCCUCACCACCAUGGACUUCCCCCUUCUGAGGCUGGAUGAUAUCGUGGAUGAACAUUCCAACAUUUUGGGUUUCUCUAUGUUUAACACCACACAUCCAUUCUAUUUGGAGUUCAUCAGGAGCCUGAAUCUUUCAUGGAGGGAGGGCUGUGAUUUGACGUACCCUGGCCCUGCGCUCUCUUCAGCGCUGAUGUUUGAUGCCGUACAUGUGGUUGUGGGGGCAGUCAGGGAAUUGAACCGCAGUCAGGAAAUUGGAGUAAAGCCCCUGAGCUGCACCUCGCCUCAGAUCUGGCAACACGGGACCAGUCUCAUGAAUUAUCUGCGCAUGGUGGAGUACGAUGGCCUGACGGGGCGAGUGGAGUUCAACAGCAAAGGUCAGAGAACCAACUACACCCUGCGGAUCCUGGAGAAAUACAGAGGAGGCCACAAAGAGAUUGGGAUCUGGUACUCCAACAACACUUUGGCGAUGAACUCCACUAGUUUGGACAUUAAUGUCUCAGAGACGCUGGCGAACAAGACCCUCAUUGUCACCACCAUUCUGGAAAAUCCAUACGUGAUGCGCAAAGACAAUUACCAGGAUUUUGUUGGGAACGAUCAGUACGAGGGUUUCUGUGUUGACAUGCUGAGGGAGCUGGCAGAUAUCUUGAAAUUCUCUUUCAAGAUCAAGCUGGUGGAUGAUGGGCUGUAUGGGGCCCCAGAGCCCAAUGGCUCUUGGACCGGCAUGGUUGGAGAAUUGAUUAACAGGAAAGCAGACCUUGCUGUAGCUGGCUUCACAAUCACAUCAGAGAGAGAGAAAGUUAUUGACUUCUCUAAGCCGUUCAUGACCCUUGGGAUCAGCAUCUUGUACCGAGUUCAACUGGGUCGGAAGCCAGGUUACUUCUCCUUCUUGGACCCUUUCUCUCCUGCUGUCUGGCUCUUCAUGUUACUCGCCUACCUGGCUGUCAGUUGUGUGCUCUUCCUGGCAGCAAGGUUAAGCCCCUAUGAGUGGUACAACCCUCACCCAUGUCUGCGGGAGCGCAGGGACAUGCUGGAGAACCAGUACACACUGGGAAACAGUCUAUGGUUCCCUGUUGGUGGCUUCAUGCAGCAGGGAUCAGAGAUAAUGCCCCGAGCAUUGUCCACCAGAUGCGUCAGCGGUGUUUGGUGGGCAUUCACAUUGAUCAUUAUUUCCUCCUACACGGCCAAUUUAGCAGCCUUUCUAACCGUGCAGAGAAUGGAGGUUCCUAUCGAAUCUCCCGAUGAUUUGGCCGACCAGACCAACAUUGAGUAUGGCACCAUUCAUGGAGGGAGCAGCAUGACGUUCUUCAUGAACUCAAGGUACCAGACAUACCAGCGGAUGUGGAACUACAUGAACUCCAAACUGCCAAGCGUAUUUGUGAAGAGCACCGAGGAAGGUAUCGCCCGUGUGCUCAACUCCAAGUACGCCUUCCUGAUGGAGAGCACUAUGAACGAGUACUACCGUGGCCUCAACUGUAACCUCACACAGAUAGGAGGACUGCUGGACACUAAGGGAUACGGCAUCGGCAUGCCUCUGGGAUCUCCGUUCAGAGAAGAGAUCACGCAGGCCAUCCUCCAGCUGCAUGAGAAUAACAGGCUGGAGAUACUAAAGAGAAGGUGGUGGGAGGGAAGCCAGUGUCCCAAAGAGGAGGAUCACCGUGCCAAGGGUCUGGGCAUGGAGAACAUAGGAGGCAUCUUCGUGGUGCUGAUCUGUGGCCUCAUCAUCGCCGUUUUUGUGGCCAUUAUGGAGUUUGUGUGGUCGACGCGCCGCUCGGCAGAGACUGAUGAGGUAUGCCCUCAUACCUGCCCUCGCCGACCCCGCAGACACACCCCAGUGUCUGUUUGUCAAGAGAUGAUCACCGAGUUCAGAAACGCCGUCUCUUGUAAGAAGAGCUCCCGGCUGCGCCGCAGACGACAACUGAGCAGUUCUGCGGCCUUACGACAUCCCACCCGCAUUGCUCUUGGAGCCCCCCGGCCGCUGCGCCUGGUCCGAGAGAUGCGGCUCAGCAAUGGGAAGCUGUACAGCGGAGCUGGCCCCCUGACUGGUGGAGCAGGAGGGACAGGACUGCCCGAUCUGGGCCCUGGGCCCCAAAGGAUCCUAGAUGAUCCCCUUGGAGCAAACACUACCCCGCCUCCACCGGCACCCACGCCAGUGAUAGCGCCCUCUCGCAGCUGCAGCCACGUGAGGAUCUGCCAGGAGUGCAGAAGGAUCCAGAGCCUGAGAUCAGGCAGUAGUUUGGGUUCAUCAUCAACAACAAGAAUACCACCCUUAUCUGCCCCCCUGCCUAGGCUACCUCCACCCCCACCACCGUCCUCAUCCAACACAGACAGUGAGGGUGGAGGGGGCACCAGUCCAAGGCGGCUACGCCACAGCCCCCCAUCUCAAUCCCCCCUUCGUAUUCCUCCUCCUCCUCAAAACAGCAACAACACAGACCUGCUUGGAGAGCAAGAGGGAGUGUAAGACUGGAUAAGAGGGGGUGUGAGAAACUCAGACAAAUGGGUGAUGAGGUGGAAGAACACAAACUGCAAACAUUUCUCUAGUUUACCCUGAGGAAUGAAAAUACAGAACCAAUUGUGUACCAAACUGGUCAAAUAUUAGGCUGCUGUUACU
This is a messenger RNA of Cyprinodon variegatus (sheepshead minnow), 4608 nucleotides long. It is a transcript of the gene grik5, whose product is annotated as glutamate receptor, ionotropic, kainate 5. Gene Ontology annotation, biological process: modulation of chemical synaptic transmission; synaptic transmission, glutamatergic; monoatomic ion transport. The coding region runs from base 1243 to 4458 and encodes 1071 amino acids. Gene Ontology annotation, molecular function: kainate selective glutamate receptor activity; transmitter-gated monoatomic ion channel activity involved in regulation of postsynaptic membrane potential. Lineage: Eukaryota; Metazoa; Chordata; Actinopteri; Cyprinodontiformes; Cyprinodontidae. The transcript has 20 exons. Gene Ontology annotation, cellular component: presynaptic membrane; kainate selective glutamate receptor complex; plasma membrane. The record is from RefSeq and is a predicted model, not a curated record.